CUCCUGUGUCAGUGUUAAAAGGUGUGCCCCUUUCUUUUGUCGAGAAUUUAGUGCAGACAUGUCGCGUCUGGUUCUCCCCAUCUUUUUGGUUCUCUCUCUCACCUUGCUCCACCAGGGAUAUAGCCGUCCAUCUCGUACCAGGAAAGCAGUGCCAGCACAACAGAGAGGUAAAACUCACCACACACACUAAACUAAACGUCAGUGGCUCUACUAUGUUUUUCUGUACAUUUUCUCUCUGACAUGCCUGCCUGCUUGUCUGUGUUUCUAUGGAGAUGCAGAUGCAGAUGAGGAUGAUGUAAAGUCACAGCUGGAGAAGCUGUGGCAGGAGGUGAACUCCCUGAAGGAGAUCUCGGCUCUGCAGACAGGUAUGCUGAGGUGGCUGCUCUGUGCACUCAUACUGAGCUCUGCUUUAUGGCCAGGAACGAUUCAAAGAGGGAAUGCCUCUCAUGGGGGAAACAGUGCAGAUUUAGCAGUUACUGUAUGUUUCUUAUGGGUUAGGCAGGUGUAUACUGUAUGUACCUUUGGUACAUGCACUCUUAGAAAAAAAAGUGCUAUCUGGAACAUAAAAGGGUUAUUCGGCUGUCCCCAUAGGAAAACCCUUUGGAGAACCCUUUUAGGAUCCAGGUAGAACCCUUUUGGUUCCAGGUAGAACCCUUUUGGGUUCCAUGUAGAACCCUUUUCACGGAGUGUUCUACAUGGAACCCAAAAGGGUUCUACCUGGAAUCAAACAGGGUUCUCCUAUGGAGACAGUCGAAGAACCCUGUUGGAACCUUUUUUUCCCUAAUAGUGUGGAAUUUAUGCAGAGAAAUUAUGAUUUUAUAUUUCUUAUGGUAAUUCACACUAACCCCAGACAUCAGGGGUUAGCAUACACUUUGGUGUAUGUAGCUCAGCUGGUAGAGCACGGCGCUUGUAACGCCAAGGUAGUGGGUUCGAUCCCCGGGACCACCCAUACACCAAAAAAAUGUAUGCACGCAUGACUGUAAGUCGCUUUGGAUAAAAGCGUCUGCUAAAUGGCAUAUUAUUAUUAUUAUUACUUUCAUUUGCCAUUUACUAAUAUGCUCAGUCACCAGUAGAGGGCAGGAGUACUCUUACCUAAAACCUCAUGCCUUGCAGCAGCAAUAAUGAUGUUGAGAGAGCACUGAGUCAUGUGCUGGGGAAGAUAACGCAAAUGAAUGUCUUCAUAAAUGCCUUGGAGUGCAUUGUGUAAUGUAUGAUGAUGGAUAUAAAAGUAUUAUGAUGAGACAGGUUCUUUAUACAGGGAGGGUGGAAGAACAUAGUGUUACAGUCUCAUACAGUAUGCCUCUGUCUGGGUUCCCUCCCACUGAAAGGGCUUAUGUCUUAUUUUGGGAACUUGGUUUAGGAAACAUGGAUAGAGAUGAAAAUCUUUGCUUGGUCCUACUAGUCCUCAUUAUGUCUGAUUGAAAUUCUAUAGAUUAUAAAAUAUCAGUGAGACAGUGGUCCUCUGUAGCUCAGCUGGUAGAGCACGGCGCUUGUAACGCCAAGGUAGUGUGUUCGAUCCCCGGGACCACCCAUACACAAAAAAUUAUGCACACAUGACUGUAAGUUGCUUUGGAUAAAAGCGUCUGCUAAAUGGCAUAUUAUAAUAUACACCAAUAUGUCAUGGAAAUACUUAUUUUGUAUAUAUUGCAAAUUCUUCAGUAAUAUUUGAGCAUGGUAGGAAGGGAAUUUGCCUGAGGAAGUUUGAAGGAGAUAAAUGCACUAAACUGCUUCCCUAUGCUUCCAGUUUGUCUCCGUGGCAUCAAAGCUCACAGGAAGUGUUACCUGACCAUCGAGGAACCCAAGCACUACCAUGAGGCCAACGAACACUGCAUCGCAUGGGGUGGAACCCUUGCCACUCCACGUGACCUCAAUGAAAACAAUGACCUGAGGGACUAUGCCAAGAGGAGUGCGCCAGGUACCAAGGAGUUCUGGAUCGGUGUGACAGACAUUGUGAAGGAGGGCCAGUACGUAGACGUCAACAGCAUGCCCAUCAGCUACUUCAACUGGGACAAGACCAAGAAGCAGCCAACAGGGACCAAGAGGGAGAGCUGUGUUGUGCUCUCACUGGCUGCACAGGGAAAGUGGCAUGAUGAGGUCUGCCUUGGCAAGAAAAAGUACAUUUGUGAAUACCCCAUUCCCUAACUUGUGUACCACCAUGCAAACCAGAUGGUUGUUGACAACCUGAUGAUCAUUUAUGCUGGUCAUUAAAAAAUACAUAUGAAAUGGUA
Messenger RNA from Coregonus sp. 'balchen', 2228 nucleotides. The record is from the annotation of a GenBank genome assembly. Lineage: Eukaryota; Metazoa; Chordata; Actinopteri; Salmoniformes; Salmonidae.